Molecule: messenger RNA, 1728 nt
Organism: Mizuhopecten yessoensis (Yesso scallop)
Lineage: Eukaryota; Metazoa; Mollusca; Bivalvia; Pectinida; Pectinidae
Product: heparan sulfate 2-O-sulfotransferase 1-like
Exons: 4
Cellular component (GO): membrane
Molecular function (GO): heparan sulfate 2-sulfotransferase activity
Source: RefSeq, a predicted model, not a curated record
UUUGCGGUUGGUAAGAAGCCACUUUACAUCAAUGUGAUACGUAAUCCACUCCACAGACUGGUAUCCUACUUUUACUUCGUUCGACAUGGAGAUGACUUCCGGCCAUAUUUAAAGAGGCGAAAGGCAGGAAAUAAUGAGACAUUUGAUGAGUGUGUGGAGAAAGAAGGCAGUGACUGUGAUGCUGAACAUCUUUGGCUACAGAUCCCGUUCUUCUGUGGGCAGGACGCAGAGUGUUGGAAUCCAGGUAGUCAGUGGGCGCUGGAGAAAGCUAAACUCAAUGUUGUACAGAACUACUUGUUGGUGGGGGUAACAGAGGAGCUUGGGGAUUUCCUGGCAGUACUGGAGGCAGCCCUACCCCGAUACUUUAGAGGAGCCGUCCAACUGUACAGUUCAGGGAGGAAGUCACACCUACGACGUACAGCCAAUAAGAUCGUGCCCAAGCAGUCGUCCACUGCCAAGGUUCGCAAGUCACAUAUAUGGCGCAUGGAACAGGAGUUUUACAACUUUGUGCUGGAGCAGUUCCAUUUUGUUAAACAAUCAACUUUUGAGUCAGUUAAUGGAAACUAUGUGGAAAAAGGAAACCACUUUCACUACGAGAAAAUUAGACCAAGGUGAAACCGACUUCUUCGUAGCAUCCAUAAAUCAAUUCCAAUUUUGUGAUAUUUCUGUCUCACUUCCAUUUUUGGAGAAAAAAGUCAUUUGAUGUUUAACAAUGUUUUGUGUGGUAUAUACGUGUAGCUGUCUUGAAUUGGAGGAGUUGUUUCCCUUUGAAUGAGUGUAGAAAAUACAGAUCUGUGUCUAAUAGUUGUGAUGUGACCACAAAUGUAUUGUAUGACUAUGGUUAAUAGUUGUGAUGUCAUUGAAAAUGUGUGAACAGUAGUUAUGACAUCAUCAAUAUGUAUGGUCAAUACUUGUGAUGUCAUCAAAUAUGUAUGGUUAAUACUUGUGAUGUCAUCAAAAAUACCGUAAAUUUGCAGGUAUAGUGCGCACUCGGGUAUAGUGUGCAGGUACGUUUUUGGGGUCAGAUUUGAAAGAAGAAAAAAAAAAUGAAAAAAAGAUCCUUAAAAUAAACAGUAUCAAUCUGGAAAAAUAGCAUCAAAGUAAGCUUGGUGUUUAUAACGCCGAUUAAUGAACGAUUGAUUGAUUGGAGUGAACAAGCCUAUGAAGGUCUCCCUCCGUACCACUUGGAACGAGUGGAUGAUGGACGAAUCCUGAAGAAACCAAACGAAGAAAGUGUAGCCAAUUCCGAUGCCGGAGAAUCGCCGAUCAACUUAUGUUUCGACAUCUCAGCGGUUUUCCCAUAAUUACGAAAAUGUAGUGUUUCAAUUAUAGGCUCCAUUCCAUAUAAGUUCUGUUUUAUUUUUUUACCAAAUCGCUAAGCCUAGUGUGCAUGUUUUUUCCCGGCUCACUUUAAUGUUGACAUGAUCGAUAACCUCGUGAGUUAUUUUAAAACGAAGCAUCAUAAAAAUAGUGUAUUCUGCUUUAAUCUUUUUCCCUUCGAGGAGAUUUGAAGGGGAUGUGUUGAAUGUCCACGCUUCUAGUAUAAACAUAUUUUUUAUUAUCCCUUUACGGUCAAAUCAGUCUGUAGUUCUAACAGUGCAGUAGGGCUUCACGUCACUCGUGAGGAGUGAAAACAACACUGUCCCUCGAUCGCGACAGCAAAUAAUUUCAAUUAAAUUGCAGUAGAGCUAUUGUUAAUCUGUAAUCACUGAUAGAGUGUUAGCUAAU